ACCAGGAAGUAAAAAAGGGCAGCCGCGGUUUCCACGUCCUGGGCGCAGCGUCUCCGCUCCUCCUGCUCGGUGCGGUCAAUCUGCAGACAGCGGGCGGCGUGACGGUGCUCUGGCCUCGGUAUUAGCGGCUACCUGACAGCCACACACAAACAAACAGGUUGUAGCGGUUAAAGGGGGUAACUUUACCUCCGCUUCGCUUUUUUUGGUUUUAUUUUAAAAAAGAAAGCGAAGAUGGCGACCAGCUCAGAGCGCAGCCCUCCUCCGUUCCCAGACACCGAGGACCAGGAUGCUCAGGAUCCUGAAGAAGUCCGAGGCCGAGACAGCGACGAGGACGACGGUGAAGAACUUUUCCUGAGUGCGACCAACACUCCCAUGGCCACGAAGGAGAACACGUCUGCACCCGCCAGUCAGCCUGUCGACCUCAUGAGCGAUCCUUUGAUGGAGCCCCUCAGCAGCCACACGGAAAACAAAUCUCCCUCUGAAAUGUUCGAGGACCUGACUAAGGAUGUGUCAGCGGCGUCUGCUGCCACAGCAGAGAGCCUUUUGGAUCAGGCCUCGGAUGAUUUCGUUGAUGUCCUUGGAAGUAAAGCGGCAGCUGAAAGAGAAGAAGUGGAUGUUACAGCUGAAGGCAGCGAUGGGGCAACAGAUUUACUCGGUGAUGGAAAAAGCAAUGCCAAACAGGAAACCCCUGCUGCUCCGGUUAUGGACCUGGGUGGCUCGUCAGACAUCAGCACACAGCAACCAGCCGUCUGCGACCCGCUGGUGGACCUUCUGGGGGACUCAACAGCAGCCUCUGCGUCCAGUGCCAUAAAACCCAGCGGGGCAGUGAUCGACCUCUUCGACGACGAGGGAAGUGACUUUUUCACCGGACCGCCUCCGACUCAAACUGCCAAGCAGCCUCAGAAAAGCCUGUUUGGUGACGGCGAUGAGGAUCUGUUCGGCGAGCCGCUGGGGGCCGUGUCGAAGAAAGCCCCCAGUAUGGAGCAGAAGGAGAAAUCCGCCCCGGCCCCUCCAGCUGCCGCAGCACCACCUGCAGACCUCUUCACUGAGGAAGCAGUCGGCUCGGCCCCAAACAGCAGAAACAGCAGAGCGGUGAACUCCAAGACCAACGGAGUCCAUUCUGAGGAGGAUUCAGAUUUAUUUGCUGAAGCCACGGUGGAGCUUUCUCUGGAUAGUCCAAGGACCGAGAGGAGGAAAGAGGCAGCAACCAAACCCUCCACCUCCGUCUCAGCAGCUGCCAGCCUCGCCAAAUCCCAGCCUGCUCCCCCAGAAGAGAUUGAAGAAGAGGAAGAGGAGCUUCAGGAUAAAUUUGACAUUAAUGUCUUUGUGAAAGACCCUGAAAAAAUAGGUGACGGUAUGAACGCCUACAUGGCCUAUAAAGUAUCAACACAGACCACCCUGCCCAUGUUCCGCAGCAAAACCUUCACGGUGAAGCGGCGCUUCAGCGACUUCCUCGGCCUCUACGAGAAGCUCUCAGAAAAACAUGGUCCCAACGGUCUAAUCGUGCCUCCGCCUCCAGAGAAAAGCCUCCUAGGGAUGACAAAAGUAAAGGUGGGAAAGGAAGAUUCCUCAUCCGCAGACUUUCAUGAAAGGAGGAGGGGUGCUUUGGAAAGAUAUCUCCAGAGGGUGGUGAAUCACCCGAUGCUCCUGCAAGACCCUGAUGUCAGAGAGUUUCUGGAGAAAGAGGAACUGCCCAGAGCUCACAGCACCCAGGCACUGAGCGGAGCGGGAUUCCUGAAAAUGAUCACCAAGGCAACAGAUGCUGUCAGUAAAAUGACCAUCAAGAUGAAUGAGUCGGAUGUGUGGUUUGAGGAGAAACUGCAGGAGGUGGAAUCAGCAGAUCAGCAGUUUAGGAAGCUCCAUGCUCUGGUUGAGUCCCUGGUUGUUCACAGAAAAGAGCUGUCCCUGAACACAGCCAGCUUUGCCAAGAGUGCCGCCAUGCUGGGCAGCGCAGAGGACAACACCGCCCUGUCCCGAGCCCUCUCUCAGCUGGCCGAGGUGGAGGACAAGAUGGAGCAGCUCCACCAGGACCAAGCUUCCAACGACACAUUCAGCUUCGCUGAACUGAUCGCAGAUUUCACCCGCCUGCUGGGAGCAGUCCGGGGGUCGUUUGACCAGCGGAUGAAGGCGUGGCAGCGCUGGCAGGACGCUCAGGCCAUGCUGCAGAAGAAGAGGGAGACGGAGGCCAAACUGUUGUGGGCCAACAAGCCCGACAAGCUGCAGCUAGCCAAGGAGGAGAUUGUUGAGUGGGAGGCCAAAGUGACUCAGUAUGAGCAAGAAUUUGAGAGAGUUUCUGCAACCGUGCGCAAGGAAGUCGUCCGCUUCGAGAAAGAAAAGACCAAGAAUUUUAAGAGGCAGAUAAUCACAUACCUGGAGUCUCUCCUUCAGUCUCAGCAUCAGCUGAUCAAGUAUUGGGAGGCGUUCCUACCUGAGGCCAAAGCCAUCGCCUAGCAGCUGACCCUCUGCCUUCUUUAUAAACUUUACCUCUUUUGCCUUGAAAGCAAGAAAUGUGUGCAUUGAAAAGGGAGAUACAUGAACAUGUUUUGUAAUACAAUCAUCUUUACUAUAUAGCUCUGUAUUCUGUUGUAUUAAUAACUGUAUAUUUUCAUUUAUCCUUCCACAAUAUUUUCUUACUAGAG
Cyprinodon variegatus (sheepshead minnow) is the source of this 2639-nucleotide messenger RNA. RefSeq names its product sorting nexin-1-like. Bases 232 to 2451 code for a protein of 739 amino acids. Gene Ontology annotation, cellular component: endosome membrane; endosome. Gene Ontology annotation, molecular function: phosphatidylinositol binding. NCBI's taxonomy places the organism in Eukaryota, Metazoa, Chordata, Actinopteri, Cyprinodontiformes, Cyprinodontidae. Gene Ontology annotation, biological process: intracellular protein transport; early endosome to Golgi transport. The record is from RefSeq and is a predicted model, not a curated record. The transcript is spliced from 15 exons.